ACUCACAUCGAGUAGGGAAACCACGUAAAUAGCGUGUGUUAUCGUUUUAUUGCUUCCGCAAAUCACAAUUUCUACAUGGUAUCAGAGCGUACCUCGAUCAACUAGGGUUCUCGCUCUUCUCUCGUCGUACCAAGGUAGCGCUCAACCGCCGCCAUGGCAAAAGACGACGACGUCAAAUCAGAGGCUGAGAUGCCUCUUCUCGAAGAUGUCAUUGGUCCAACAUCACCCCUCUAUCUUCAUCCCUCAGAUGCGCUCAGUCAAGUCUUCGUCGGCGAUCUGCUCACCGAUAUGAACUACGGCGAAUGGUCAGCCGAAAUUUCUAAUGCGCUGGUUGCGAAGAAUAAACUCGGCUUCGUACUCGGCACGAUUCCUCGACCGAAAUCUGGUGAGCUGCUGGAUGCCUGGACCCGUUGCAAUGCAAUGGUGGUGGGCUGGUUGCGGAGCGCCAUGACAAGGGAACUCCGGAGCAGCUUAAGCUCCGGCUUCACGUCCAAACAAAUCUGGGACGAACUCAAGGAACGGUUUAGCACUGGCAGCCUUCCGCGACGCUACAAGAUUCGCCGAGAGAUCAUGGGUCUGCGUCAAGAUCGCUCCUCGGUGUCCAGUUUCUACGCCAAGCUCCAGCGCCUUUGGGAUGACUGGUUGACCUUGGACCCUCCUGCAGCUUGUACGUGCGGCAAGUGUGAGUGCCGCGUCGAGGAACGAACGCGAAGCUCUCAUGAAGCUAUGCGGCUACUCGACUUCUUGGUUGGGCUUGACGAUGGGUUCUCCACGGUUCGUACUCACCUUCUCUCCCUGAAGCCCAUCCCAUCCUUGGGCGAAGCAUACCAUGCUGUUGCUAAUGACGAGCAACAAAGGAGUCUCUCUAGUGACCUUCGUCCUCGUACCGAAGCGGCCGCGUUUCAGGGAAAGGGGGAGAAACAGCAGCUCAAUGGUGAACGAACUCCGGAGGGGCGCCCUUUCUGCACACACUGUGAGAAACCGGGACAUUUCAAGGCCACCUGUUACGAGCUAAUUGGCUGGCCAGCUCGCAGUGGGGACAAGGCCGAGAAGGGUGAACGUCCACGUCGAAGGAAUUCAAAUAAAAACCCUCGAUCAGACCCUCGACCAGACCCUCAAGCUGCAGCAGUCGAGAAAGCCUUGUCAACACCAAUUCCUGGACUCACGCCAUCACAAGUGGAUCAACUUCGUGCCUUCCUCUCAUCCUCUUCGACACCUACAAGUAACCUUGCUGGUAAGAAUCUUUCCUUCCAAGAUACGUGGAUUAUUGAUUCUGGUUGUACUGAACAUAUAGCUAAAGAUAAAUCUUUGUUCGAUGGUGAGUUGGAGCCUCAUCCAUCUCUACAGGUCACGAUCCCUAAUGGCAAAGGGGUCCCGGUUCGCGGUAUUGGCACGACUAGACUUGCCAAUGGAUUAGUUCUACGUCGCGUAUUAUAUGUUCCAGAUUUCCAGUGCAACCUCUUAUCAGUCAGUCGUCUCACAGCAGAUCAUUCGGUUGCUGUCGUUUUCAUGAGUAAUUUCUGUGUUAUCCAGGACUUGCACUCGAAGAGGAUGAUUGGGACGGGUAGACACGUUGACGGGCUGUAUUACCUUCGUGUGUUUGAUGGUGAGCAUCCAGUGGCUUUCAACGCGCGAAAGGCAGUCCGGGACACUUCGUUGUGGCAUAUGCGGCUUGGUCAUCCCUCACUGGCUAAGCUCAUGGCGUUACAACCUCAUAUUUCCAGUAUUUUAGUUUCACAUAAGGAUCCAUGUCCUUCUUGUCUUCAAGCCAAGCAAACUCGGCUUCCUGUUAUGUCCAGUUCUAUCAAAACUCAGUCUUGUUUCGAACUCAUUCACGUCGAUAUUUGGGGAGGAUACAAACAAGCUUCGUUCAGUGGGGCACAUUAUUUUCUCACCAUUGUGGAUGAUUAUAGUCGUACCGUUUGGGUUUAUUUAUUGAAAUAUAAGUCGGAAGUUGCUCGUUAUCUACUCAUGUUUUUUAAUCAGGUUCGCACUCAAUACGCUGGACGUGUAAAGCGUGUGCAAACUGACAAUGGCAGGGAGUUUGGGGUGCCCGCAUUACAGGAUUACUAUGAGCAGGAAGGGAUCAUUCUACAGACAUCCUGUACAGACACCCCCCAACAAAACGGGGUCGUCGAGAGGAAACACCGCCAUUUGUUGAACACUGCUCGAGCACUUCGUUUCCACUCUGGCCUGCCCACUCGCUUCUGGGGCGAGUGUGUCCUUACUACAGCUUACUUGAUCAAUCGGCUGCCACUGACCUCCAUUCAGAAUCGUACUCCAUACGAUGUUCUCUUUGGCAAGCCUCCUCAGUUCGAGCACCUCCGCAGUUUCGGUUGUCUUUUGUAUGCAAAGGAUACUCAUCCUCAUCUUUCUAAGUUCGCACCACGCGGACAAGCUGGUAUCUUCGUUGGUUACCCUUCCCCGCAGCGCAGCUACAAAGUUUAUGACUUGGAGACUCACCAAAUAAACACAUCCAGAGACGUGUUCUUCUUGGAGCACGUGUUCCCUUUCCAGAAAGACAUUGUGCAUCUCAGUUGUCCAGAUCCUGCACUCACCCAAGAUGCGACCAUUGAUGAUCAUCCACUUGGCGGGCACUCUCCAGCUAUACUCGCACCUGGCCAGCCCACGCCUUCCUCCAUUCCCAACGAGGCCACUUCCUCUCAUGCACAGCAGCAAGUGGACGUCCUGCCCACACCGAAUUCAGACCCCUCGGCUGAUUCUCCUCAGCAAAUCGAGCCGGUUCUUCCCUCGGUGCCAUCAUCGUCCACGGAUCAUCUCUCGGGGGAUGCCACGCUAGCUUCCUCUAGCUCCUCCACUUCAUCAUUGGAACCGGUUCUCACCUCGUCUCCCGAUGCGACGACAUCACCCAUGGCACCUCCCCACUCACCCGCUGCCGACCUUCCUCGCCGCGGCAAUCGUGUUCCACGUCCCUCCGUUCAUCUUGAUGGAUAUGAAGUACAGGUUCCUGGGCGAGCUAAUUCUUCCCAUGUCAAAUAUCCUUUGGAGGAGCACGUUGGGUAUGAUCGCUUGUCUCCUGCUCACAAGAUCUUCGUCGCGGCUGUGUCUAACAUCUUUGAACCUCGUCAUUUCCACCAAGCUGUCCGGAUCAAGGAAUGGCGGGCUGCCAUGCGUGCUGAAGUUGAGGCUCUCGUGGCAAAUGGCACGUGGACCCUCACGACCCUGCCGCCCGGGAAGCGUGCAAUUGCAUGCAAAUGGGUCUACAAAGUUAAAUAUCUCCCCGAUGGCACCGUUGAGCGAUUUAAGGCUCGGUUAGUCGCCAAAGGAUUUACUCAGGUUGAGGGAAUUGACUAUCACGAUACUUUCGCUCCGGUUGCUAAGCUAGUCACUGUUCGUUGCCUUUUGUCUGUUGCAGUCAGCAAAGGUUGGAUUAUCCAUCAGUUAGACGUCAACAACGCGUUUCUUCAUGGAGACCUUUCUGAAGAAGUUUACAUGGAGAUUCCUCAGGGCUUCGCCAAGGCUGGUGAAACCCGUGUAUGUCGCCUUCACAAGUCACUCUAUGGCCUCAAACAAGCAUCACAGAACUGGUAUCACAAGUUCUCGGCUGCCUUGCUUUCUCUUGGAUUUGUUCAAAGUCAUGCUGAUCACUCUCUGUUCAUCCGCAAGACUUCUACCAGUUUUGUGGCAGCACUGAUCUACGUCGACGAUGUCAUCCUCACUGGUGAUGAUUCUACCUUCAUCCAAGCGGUUAAGGAUUUCCUUCACCAGCAAUUCACUAUCAAGGAUCUCGGCCCCUUGAAAUACUUUCUUGGCAUUGAAGUGGCUCGGUCUAAACGCGGCAUGGUUCUGAACCAGCGCAAAUAUGUUCUUGACAUCCUGUCUGAUUGUGGCAUCGAGGCGGGUCGUCCCGUUGCUACUCCUAUUGAACAGAAUCACCAACUCGGUCGCUUGCCCUCCGCUCCUGCGCAGGAUCCCUCUGGUUAUCGGCGGCUUGUUGGUCGCCUUCUCUAUCUCACGGUUACUCGCCCUGAUAUCCAGUAUGCCGUUAAUCUUCUCAGUCAAGGUGUUCACAGUCCGACCCAGGCUCAUGUUGAUCUCGCCACUCGUGUCCUCCGUUAUCUCAAGCAGUCUCCUGGGAACGGCCUUUUCCUUCCGGCACAGUCUUCCCUCACCUUAACUGCGUAUUGCGAUGCCGAUUGGGGAGGUUGCCCCACUACUCGUCGCUCUACCACAGGGUAUUUCAUUCGCCUCGGCCGUGCUCCUGUCUCAUGGCGCACAAAGAAGCAAACUGUUGUUGCCUGCUCCUCUGUAGAGGCCGAGUAUCGGGCCAUGGCUACCACCGUUAGCGAACUCAUCUGGCUACGCUGGCUUCUUUCCGAUCUUGGCUGCCCGCAGCCUGCGGCUACACCUCUUCACUGUGACAGUCAAGCCGCCCUGCACAUUUCUGCCAAUCCCGUGUUUCAUGAGCGUACAAAACACGUUGAGAUGGACUGCCAUUUUGUUCGAGAAUGCGUUCAGUCUUCCGAUAUUGCUCCCUGCAAGAUCGCAAUCUCUGAGCAGCCCGCUGAUCUCCUCACUAAAGGCCUUGGUCACGAUCAAUUCCAUCAUCUUCUUUCCAAGCUUGGCAUGCUCGACAUCCACGCCUUCGCUUGAGGGGGAGUAUUACGUGUCAUAGAGAACACGUGUCUUUAAACUGCCUUGAGUAGGAAGUAAUCUCUCAGUGUCCUCACUCGGCAGAAGUCUCGAGUUGUUGUUGUUGGGAUAAUUCCUAUUCUCCUUGGAUAAAUCCCUUCUUCCAUCCUCCUGUACGUCUAGGAGUCUACCUAGCUGCUCUCAUUAUAGCUUAGAGAAGCUCACUGUAAAACCUAAGCUAUGACUCCCAUAUCAUCAAUCAAUAAAAUCGGAUUAAGAGCCCUAAGCUCUUCGUGGAAUAGUACUACUCACAUCGAGUAGGGAAACCACGUAAAUAGCAUGUGUUAUCGUUUUAUUGCUUCCGCAAAUCACAAUUUCUACAAGCAGGUUCAAGUUCAACCACCUAGACCGAGCCAGUUUCAUACUUUGAAUUCUACGAACCAGAGUCUGAAAUAAGGACGAACUUAACAU
This is a messenger RNA of Linum trigynum, 5064 nucleotides long. The record is from the annotation of a GenBank genome assembly. Lineage: Eukaryota; Viridiplantae; Streptophyta; Magnoliopsida; Malpighiales; Linaceae.